This is a messenger RNA of Tilletiaria anomala UBC 951, 1156 nucleotides long. Its product is annotated as PMSR-domain-containing protein. Lineage: Eukaryota; Fungi; Basidiomycota; Exobasidiomycetes; Georgefischeriales; Tilletiariaceae. Gene Ontology annotation, molecular function: peptide-methionine (S)-S-oxide reductase activity. The transcript is spliced from 4 exons. The record is from RefSeq and is a predicted model, not a curated record. Bases 450 to 1100 code for a protein of 216 amino acids.
UUUCUAUCCUUACUGACCUGAGAGCCUGAGCCAUGAAAAAUGACGGGCCCAUCCUUUAUAUAACUUGACGGGUGAUUAUGUAGCAGCGAAGAGGACUGUCAGUGUCAGAACAUCAGCAAGGAGACUUGACUAAUUCUGAUGAUAUCCCUUUAUCAUUGCAAAGGAGAUAAAAGACAUCACGUGCCUCGGCUGCGGACGUAAGCGCUGACGCCAUUAGUGCAGGCCGUGUCUUGAUACCACAGUCGGCACUCGCAUCAAAGCUGCAAGCACGAUCACCUCCGUUCGUCAACUGCUGCCUUCAGUUGUUAACGCGAUAUAAUCUGACAAGCGCUUCAAAACGAAGAACAAAUGCACAAUUCGCAUUUCGCAUUUCGCUGCUAUCGAUUGCAUUGCCUCUCUUCGCAGCGCUAUUACACACUGCCCACACCUCUGACAGCCGCGACUCUUACAUGUUCUCCCGACUCGCAGCGGCACUCCAAGGCUCGUCGCUAGCGCCUGUGAACAUCCUCUCUCUGCCGACCGUACCAACAACGAGCAUCGCUCAACAAGCCCAGGCAUCGCUGUCGACAAUGUCUUCCACAUUGCCGCAGGUGGGAACCUUCGCUAAUGGCUGCUACUGGGGUACCGAGCAUAUCUUCAGAGAGCACUACAAGGGUAAGGGGCUAGUGGACGCAAAGGUCGGGUUCAUCGGCGGGAAGGAAAGCAGCAAGAACCCGUCCUACGAGGAAGUCUGCACUGGGCGUACCGGGCACGCCGAGGCGUGCCAAGUUAAGUUCGACCCGAGCAAAGUCAGCUAUGCAGAGCUCGUCGAGUUCUUCUACCGCACGCACGACCCGACUCAGAUGAACCAACAAGGGAAUGACCGUGGUACGCAGUACCGCUCGGCGCUGUUCCCGCACGAUGUUGAACAGCUCGAGAUUGCCAAGAAGGUCACACAGGAGGUACAAGAGAAGCACUUUACAUCCAAAGGACAGAAAAUCGUCACUCAGAUUGACCAGCGGCCUGCAGAUCAUUUCUUCGAAGCGGAUAAAUAUCACCAGGAAUACCUAUACAAGCAUCCUAACGGCUACCAAUGCGCAAACCAUAGGCUGUGGUGGUAGGCUUUGAUGUUAUCGUAAGACGGGGCACUCGCAUUUCAUGAUUUUCUGGAUUAGUG